GCGAGCGCUGGAGCCGCUGCGCAACCCGCUGCAGCAGCAGCAGCUCUCCGGGGGCCGGGGCCGCAGCCCCCACCCACCUCCAGCGCCUGCGUGAAGGCGCCCGCCAGUCCCUCUCCGCCUGAAAGUUUCUUCUCUCCGGGCCGUGCUGGGCUCGGGGCUGGAGGAGCCGGGCGCUGGGGGGCGAGGACGCGCCGUGGGCGCUGCUUCCCUGUUGGCCGCAGCCCAGCCUGGGACCGUCUCCCUCGGAGCUCAUCGACUCCUUUGCGGGCGCGCAAGGCGAAGCUGGGCGAGCGCUUCCUCCUGCCUCCCUUCCCGGCGCGCGUGGGGAGAUGGGCUGCCUGCAGACGUGCCUUGGCGCUCUCCUAGGGCUGUGGGCCGCCGCCCUGGCUCAGGAGCCCGAGUACAGCUACGGGUGCGCUGAGGGCAGCUGCUACCCGGCCACCGGCGACCUGCUGAUCGGCCGCGCCUCGCAGCUGUCCGCCAGCUCCACGUGCGGGCUCCACCGGCCCGAGCCCUACUGCAUCGUGAGCCACCUCCAGGAGGACAAAAAAUGUUUCACCUGCAAUUCCCUGUUCCCCUUCCACGAGACUCUCAACUCUGAGAGCCAUCUUAUUGAAAAUGUGGUCACAACAUUUGCUCCAAACCGCCUCAAGCUAUGGUGGCAGUCAGAAAAUGGUUUGGAAAAUGUAACUCUCCAGCUGGAUCUGGAAGCUGAAUUCCAUUUCACUCAUCUCAUUAUGACCUUCAAGACAUUCCGCCCAGCUGCAAUGCUAAUAGAAAGAUCAUCUGAUUUUGGAAAAACCUGGAAAGUAUAUAGAUACUUUGCAUAUGACUGUGAGAACUCCUUUCCUGGUGUUUCAACUGGACCCAUGAAGAAAGUAGACGAUAUCAUUUGUGAUUCCCGAUAUUCUGACAUUGAACCUUCAACUGAGGGAGAGGUCAUAUAUCGUGCUUUAGAUCCAGCUUUUAGAAUUGAAGACCCAUAUAGUCCAAGAAUUCAAAACCUAUUAAAAAUCACAAAUUUAAGAAUCAAUUUCACCAAGUUACAUACAUUGGGAGACAACCUCUUGGAUUCUAGAAUGGAGAUCAAAGAAAAGUACUACUAUGCAAUUUACGACAUGGUGGUUCGUGGGAACUGUUUCUGUUAUGGCCAUGCCAGUGAGUGUGCACCAGUGGACGGUUUUAAUGAAGAGGUGGAAGGAAUGGUCCAUGGGCACUGCAUGUGCAGACAUAAUACCAAAGGUUUAAACUGUGAACUGUGUUUGGAUUUCUAUCAUGACUUACCAUGGAGACCAGCUGAAGGACGCCAUAGUAAUGCAUGUAAAAAGUGCAGUUGUAAUGGACACUCUAUCCAGUGUCAUUUUGAUAUGGCUGUAUACAUGGCAACCGGAAAUACCAGUGGUGGAGUAUGUGAUGACUGCCAGCAUAACACAAUGGGACGCAACUGUGAACAAUGCAAACCGUUUUACUUUCAGCAUCCAGAGAGAGAGAUACGAGAUCCUAACAUUUGUGAGCCAUGUAACUGUGACCCGCUUGGCUCCCAAAAUGGUGGAAUAUGUGAUCGCUACACUGACUUCUCUGCUGGCCUUAUUGCUGGACAGUGCCACUGUAAAUUAUUUGUGGAAGGGGAACGUUGCGACCUCUGCAAAGAAGGGUUCUAUGGAUUAAGUGCAAAUAAUCCCCUUGGUUGUCAAUCUUGUGCAUGUAAUCCUUUGGGAACUCUUCCUGGAGGGAAUCCUUGUGAUUCAGAGACCGGAAGCUGCUAUUGUAAACGUCUAGCAACAGGAAGGCACUGUGAGCAGUGUCUGUCUGAACACUGGGGCCUGAGCAAUGACAUGGAUGGAUGUCGGCCUUGUGACUGUGACCAAGGGGGAGCAAUAAACAAUAACUGCUCAAGUGAAACUGGCCAGUGUCUGUGCCGGCCCCAUAUGAUUGGACGCCAGUGCAAUGAAGUAGAGUCUGGCUAUUACUUCAUGUCAUUAGACCACUACAUCUAUGAGGCGGAGGAAGCCAACUUUGGUUCUGGAGUGACCAUAGUUGAGCGCCAGUAUUCUCAAGAUCGUAUCCCAUCCUGGACUGGAAUAGGAUUUGUAAGAGUCCCUGAAGGGGCAUAUCUGGAAUUCUAUAUCGACAAUAUUCCAUAUUCUAUGGAGUAUGAUGUUGUGAUUCGCUAUGAGCCGCAGUUACCAGAUCACUGGGAAAAAGCUGUAAUUACCGUUUCACGCCCAGGCAAGAUUCCUACAAGUAGCCGAUGUGGUAAUACCGUUCCUGAUGACGAUAAUCAGACUGUAUCAUUAUCACCAGGCUCAAGAUAUGUUAUCCUUCCACGACCCAUAUGUUUUGAAAAGGGACUGAAUUACACUGUUCGUCUGGAGCUACCACAGUACUCCUCCCUCAAUGUUGAGGUGGAAAGCCCAUACACACUCAUUGACUCGCUCGUUCUUAUGCCUUACUGCAAAUCACUGGACAUAUUCACGGUGGGGGGCUCAGGCGAAGAUAUGGUCACUAACAGUGCUUGGGAAACAUUUCAAAGAUACCGAUGUCUGGAAAACAGCAGGAGUGUUGUGAAAACCCCUAUGACUGACGUCUGCAAGAAUAUUAUUUUUAGCAUCUCUGCACUGUUACAUGAGACAGCAUUAUCUUGCCAGUGCAACCCUCAAGGCUCAUUAAGUUCAGUGUGUGACUCUAAUGGAGGACAGUGCCAGUGUCGUCCUAAUGUUGUUGGAAGAAGAUGUGACAGAUGUGCUCCUGGCACCUUUGGGUUUGGACCUAAUGGAUGCAAAUCUUGUGAAUGUCACGUACAAGGUUCUGUCAGUUCCUUCUGUCAUCCUGAGACUGGCCAGUGCCACUGUUUCCAUGGAGUGUACAGCCGCCAGUGUGAUAGGUGCUUACCUGGAUACUGGGGGUUUCCAAGCUGUCCGCCUUGCCAAUGUAAUGGCCACACGGAUGACUGUGACCCAUACACUGGGAAAUGUUUGAAUUGCCGCGAUUCCACCACGGGACACAACUGUGAAAGGUGCCUUGGUGGCUAUUAUGGAGACCCUGUCCUGGGAUCAGGAGAUCAUUGUCGGCCUUGUCCUUGCCCAGAUGGCCCAGAAAGUGGGCGUCAGUUUGCCAGCAGCUGUUAUCAAGAUCCUAUUAAUCUGCAAAUUGUGUGUGUCUGUAAUGUGGGAUACAUAGGAAGCAGAUGUGAUGAGUGUGCUUCUGGUUUCUUUGGAGACCCUGAAGAGACGGGUGGAGUCUGCCAGCCAUGCCAGUGUAACAACAACAUUGACAUGACUGACCCAGGGGCCUGUGACAAGCAGUCUGGAAAGUGCCUGAAGUGCUUGUAUCAGACAGAGGGUGAAAAUUGCCAGCUGUGUAAAUAUGGGUACUAUGGACAUGCAUUGCAACAGGAUUGUAGAAAGUGCAUCUGUAAUUACUUGGGAACGGUGCGAGAGCACUGCAAUAGCUCAGAAGACUGUCAGUGUGAGAAAACAACCGGCCAGUGCCAAUGCCUUCCCAAUGUGACCGGGCAGAACUGUGAUCGUUGUGCACCACACACUUGGAGACUGGCCAGUGGAACUGGAUGUGAACUGUGUGAGUGCGAUGUUGCUCGUUCCUUCGGGCCAUCGUGUAAUGAGUUCACUGGGCAGUGUCAGUGCAUGCCUGGGUUUGGAGGCCGCACCUGCAGGGAGUGCCAAGAGUUUUUCUGGGGUGACCCCAAUGUGGCAUGCCAAGCUUGUGAUUGUGAUCCCCGUGGAAUCCAGACACCUCAGUGCAAUCGCUCCACAGGGCUGUGCAUCUGUAAGGAGGGUGUCGAGGGACCCCGCUGUGACAAGUGCACCCGCGGCUACUCUGGCAUCUUCCCUGACUGCGCGCCAUGCCAUCAGUGUUUCGCUCUGUGGGACGUCAUCAUUAGUGAACUGACCAAUAGGACACAGAGGUUCCUGGAGAGAGCAAAAAUCCUGAAAAUCAUUGGGGGUGGCCCUUACCAGCAAACCGUCAACAGUGAAGAGAAGCUGAAUGAAAUUAAAAGUAUCCUUGCUCAAAAUCCAGCCGCUGAGCCCCUUAAAAACAUUGGAAAUCUCUUGAGGAAGCAGGGUGACAAGCUAACAGCAGAUGUUACAGAAAAGAUGGCUGAAAUAGAAGACAAGCUCUCCGUGAUAGCGUUAAAAAACAAUAACACGGACACUCACCUGAGGGCCCUGGAGACAGAUGCAGAGAGCCUACACCACGUUGUGAAAGAACUUGCAGAACAACUCGAGUUUAUAAAAAUCUCUGAUAUCCGGGGAGCCUUGGAUAGUGUCUCCAAAUAUUUUCAGAUGUCCCUGGAGGCAGAAGAGAGGGUCAAUGCCUCCAGUGUUCACCCUGAUAGCCUUGUGGAACUGUCAGCUCAGACACGACAGGAAGUGGAAGACUUAAUCAGUGAGCAAGAGGCCCAGUUCAAGGCAAAACAAGAAGAACAGUCACGCCUUCUGGAUGAACUCGCAGGCAAGCUGCAAAGUCUGGAUCUUUCUGAAGUGGCUGAGAAGACAUGUGGAACUCCCUCAGGGGCUUCCUGUGCUGACUCAGAGUGUGGCGGUCUGAACUGCCGAACAGAGGAAGGAAAAAAAUGUGGAGGACCAGGCUGCGAGGGAUUGGUUACUGUGGCUCACAGUGGGCAGAAAGCCAUGGAUUUUGACAGAGACAUACUCAGUGCCUUGGCAGAAGUUGAAGAACUCUCUAAAAUGGUCUCAGAGGCAAAACAGAGAGCAGACGGAGCAAAACAAAAUGCACAAGAAGUUUUGCUCAAAACCAAUGCCACAAGAGAACAAGUGGACAGAAGCAAUGAAGAUCUGAGAAACCUUAUUAAGCAGAUCAGGGAAUUUCUGAUGCAGGAUAGUGCUGAUUUGGAUAGCAUUGAGGCAGUUGCUAAUGAAGUGUUGAACAUGGAGAUGCCAAGUAGCCCCCAGCAGCUACAGACCCUGACAGAGGAUAUCCGUGAGCGUGUGGAAAGCCUUUCUGAUGUAGAGGUUAUCUUACAACAAAGUGCCGGAGACAUUGCCAGAGCUGAGAUGCUGUUAGAUGAAGCAAAUAAAGCAAGCAAAAGUGCAAAAGACGUUAAAGUCACUGCAGCUAUCGUGAAAGAAGCACUGGAAGAAGCUGAAAAGGCCCAAAAUGCAGCCGAAAAGGCGAUCAAACAAGCUGACGAAGACAUUAGAGGAACACAGGACCUACUUACCUCAAUUGAAUCUGAAAAUGCAGCAUCUGAAGAAACCUUAAACAACGCUACCCUACGUCUUACUGAGCUAGAGAAGAAUGUGGAAGAUCUUAAACAAAAGACUGCUACAAAUUCAGAGAAUGUGGAAGAGAUUGAAGAAACCAUUGCUACUGUGAAACAAAAUGCCGAAGAAGUUAAAGAGGUACUUGACAGUGAACUGAACGCCAAAUAUAAAACAGUUGAAAACCUAAUUGCCAAAAAAACAGAAGAGUCUGCUGAUGCCAGGAAGAAAGCUGGAAUGCUGCAGAAUGAAGCUAAAUCAUUGUUAGCUCAAGCAAACAGCAAACUCCAGCUGCUCAAGGAUUUGGAAAGCACAUACGAGAACAAUCAGAAAGUCUUGGAAGACAAAGCCAAACAGUUGGUGGAACUAGAAGAAACAGUACGCUCCCUCUUACAGGCAAUCAGCCAGAAAGUUGCAGUAUACAGCACCUGCUUGUAACUUGGAGGGAAUACAGUCUGGACCCAGUUUAUUCUGGAUGGGCUUAAAAGUAUUAAGUUGAUAAACUAGUUCUCAUUGACAUCGCACUAAGACCUGGUAACCUUGACAGGUUUCUCACUUUUUAAAGUUACAAAACCAAAGAGCAAUUUUUUCUUAUGUUGAAAAUAAAAACAGUACUUUUGUACAACUGUA
This is a messenger RNA of Dermochelys coriacea (leatherback sea turtle), 5873 nucleotides long. RefSeq names its product laminin subunit beta 1 (gene LAMB1). Lineage: Eukaryota; Metazoa; Chordata; Testudines; Dermochelyidae. Gene Ontology annotation, cellular component: laminin trimer. Gene Ontology annotation, molecular function: integrin binding; extracellular matrix structural constituent. The record is from RefSeq and is a predicted model, not a curated record. Gene Ontology annotation, biological process: cell migration; substrate adhesion-dependent cell spreading; basement membrane assembly.